Aphanomyces astaci is the source of this 900-nucleotide messenger RNA. RefSeq lists its product as hypothetical. The record is from RefSeq and is a predicted model, not a curated record. The transcript is spliced from 3 exons. Lineage: Eukaryota; Oomycota; Saprolegniomycetes; Saprolegniales; Verrucalvaceae. Bases 1 to 900 code for a protein of 299 amino acids.
AUGGACUCCGGGAUGAACGAGAACCGGCAACACGCGACGCUCGACAGCCUCAUCGACAACCAACUUUCGGAGAGCACCAAGAUCUGCUACAAUAGCAAGCUGAACCAAGUCGUCGAGUGGGUCAAGGGUCAGUCCCGAUACGAGCUCCUUAAGGACGACGGCUCACUCGACCUCAACAACUUCCAGUACUCGGACUUCAUGGACUUUGCCGUUUGGAAGUACAAGCACUCCAAGUGCCGGGUCGACAUGAUCACCGUUUGGAAGUACAAGCACUCCAAGUGCCGGGUCGACAUGAUCAGUGGGUACCGGUCGGCUAUGCGCUACUACUUUGAACGCGAGGGUGUUGAAGUGCCCCAAGCACUUGCCAAAAGAACCAUCGGGUUCUUGAAAGGGAUGCGUCGCGAAUGCUCUUUAGAAGCCCAAGAAGUAGGUAUGGAUGUCGUGGGCAAGCGGCCAGUGGACUACAGUCAAUAUGUUGUCUUAUGUCACGUUCGCUCCGAUGCUAUUGGGAUCGUCUUUUGCAAGUCGAAAACUGACCAGAGCGGCACCAAGCGACGAGAUCCACGUCACAUCUACAGCAACCCGAUGGAGGCCCGAUCGUGCGUCUUUCGAGCCAUCGCCAUCUAUCUUGCAUGCCACCCGCAACUGUCCAUGGGCAAGCUGUUCCCAGGCGCAGCCCAGAAAGACCGGUUCGGCAAGCAGCUAGCCAAGCUGCUCUCGCACCCCGACACGACCUGUGGCCGUUCGGAAUACGGCACCCACUCGAUUCGAAAGGUUCUGGAAGCACGGGUGGCCCGUCAAUCGUCAGCGUUUGCCUCCGGUGCGGCUGGUCCCUUGGGAAUGUUCUUGAGCGGUACAUGCACUACGAAGGCGCCGGCGACCAGUUCCUCGGACGGGUAA